UAAUAUUCAGGAAAGUUUUUGUUGAUAAGAUUGAGGCUGAUCGAGGGCAAAAGGGCAAAACUCUCCUGCCCUCAAACCCCUCAGCCUGGUUCUUCUUCUUCUUCUUCUUCUUGGCAGCUUGGCGCUCCAUUCGGUUUCGAGAGAAGUAAAACAUUUAGGUGGAUAGCUCUCUAACCGGACUUUUUGCAAAACUGCUGGAAAUUUCUCAAUUAAGUUGACCUUAGUUGUGAAUGAAGGAAUUCAUUCAUCUUGAAAGUUGGAAACAAUGCAAGGACUAAUUCGAGCAAUCCGAUCAAACGGAAGUAUCCUUACAUCUGCUGUUCGCCUCUCCAUUGCAAACCCUGUUGUGCGACCUACUGUCUUUUCACGGUUUCAGUCAGUUUCUUCUGCUCGGUUGGAAGAGCAUGGAUUUGAAAGCACCACAAUUUCUGACAUUCUAAAAGCAAAAGGUAAAAAUGCAGAUGGUUCCUGGUUGUGGUGCACCACUAAUGAUACUGUUUAUGAUGCUGUAAAAUCGAUGACUCAGCACAAUGUUGGAGCUUUGGUGGUCGUGAAACCUGAAGAAGAGAAGGCAAUUGCUGGAAUUAUCACUGAGAGAGAUUACCUAAGGAAAAUCAUCGUGCAGGGGAGAUCAUCCAAGUCUACAAAAGUUGGGGACAUCAUGACUGAGGAGAAUAAGCUGAUUACUGUGACCCCUGACACCAAAGUUCUGCGGGCUAUGCAGCUGAUGACAGAUAACCGUAUCAGGCACAUCCCAGUGAUAGAUGGGAGGGGCAUGAUCGGCAUGGUCUCCAUUGGUGAUGUUGUCCGUGCUGUUGUGACCGAGCAUCGGGAGGAACUGAACCGCCUCAAUGCUUAUAUACAAGGGGGUUAUUAGGGUUGGGUGGUGCUUGAAUAAUAAUGCCUGUUGAUGAUGGCGAAAAAUCAAAAUGGAAAGACUGAUUUUUGCUUCUUAGUUUGCCUUGUGUUGUCAAGUGGUUAGUGUUCGGACAGGAUAAGGUUGUACAUAAGUUGGUCUUUUCUGUCUCUCCUAUGCAUUUGUAUCUGGUGACAAGUGACAAACCAAAUACAUCCCUGUGGUGAAUAAAGGAGUUCCACCAGUGUGUUGAACAAAA
Molecule: messenger RNA, 1115 nt
Organism: Dioscorea cayenensis subsp. rotundata (Guinea yam)
Lineage: Eukaryota; Viridiplantae; Streptophyta; Magnoliopsida; Dioscoreales; Dioscoreaceae
Product: CBS domain-containing protein CBSX3, mitochondrial
Exons: 7
Coding region: 266-877 (203 amino acids)
Source: RefSeq, a predicted model, not a curated record